Messenger RNA from Clavispora lusitaniae ATCC 42720, 2115 nucleotides. It is a transcript of the gene HGT4, whose product is annotated as glucose sensor. The record is from RefSeq and is a predicted model, not a curated record. Gene Ontology annotation, biological process: carbohydrate transport; transmembrane transport. Gene Ontology annotation, cellular component: membrane. Gene Ontology annotation, molecular function: carbohydrate:proton symporter activity. NCBI's taxonomy places the organism in Eukaryota, Fungi, Ascomycota, Pichiomycetes, Serinales, Metschnikowiaceae.
AUGGUGCUCAAGAAACUAGGGCACAUUCUUGAGGGCCUCCUCUAUGACAAUACCAUAGAGGAGGAACAUUACCGAAAGAUGCGCCAGAAAUCCUCGUCAAACAGCGCUAUCAUGGUAGGUCUGGUGGCUGCUGUUGGCGGGUUCCUUUACGGCUACGAUACAGGCCUCAUCAACGACAUUUUAGAGAUGCAUUAUGUCGAGAGACACAUCCCGUCUAGUCCAAAUAAAGGCUUUAGCGUCCACGAGCGAGCGUUGCUCACGGCCAUUUUGCUGUUGGGUACAUUCUUUGGCGCCUUGGUGGCUCCACUCAUUUCUGACCGUUAUGGUCGCAAAUUCUCCAUCAUCUUGAGCUCAGCCUUUUUGUUUAAUGUGGGCAACACGCUUCAAGUGUCGGCCACAGACACAAACCUUCUAUGUGGUGGUCGUGCUGUAUCCGGCUUUGCUGUAGGUAUCUUGUCGGCUAUUGUGCCUUUAUACCAAGCUGAAGCUGCUCCCAAGUGGGUGCGUGGCUCCAUUGUCUUCACAUAUCAGUGGGCCAUUACAUGGGGACUUUUGAUUGCUCUGGCUAUCUGCCAAGGUACGCGAAAACUCACUACAAGCGGCUCGUAUCGUAUACCGAUCGGCCUACAGUUUGUGUGGUCACUUUCGCUAUGCACAGGUAUGCUUUUUUUGCCUGAAAGCCCUCGCUAUUAUGUACAAAAGAAUGAUCUUCAGUCGGCGCUCAGGAGUCUCAGUAAGCUUAGACGACUACCGGACGACGACCAAGAUCUCAUCGAAGAGUUGGUGGAAAUCAAAGCCAACUAUGAUUAUGAGAUGUCCUUCGGUAAAACCACACUUCUAGACUGCUUCCGCCUGGGCGGUGGGCGGCACAAACAAAAACUUCGCAUGAUGACAGGUAUUGGCGUGCACGCAUUCCAGCAGUGUUCGGGUAUCAACUUCAUCUUUUACUAUGGUGUUAACUUUUUCUCCUCUACGGGCGUACACAACUACUACUUGAUGUCCUUCAUCACUUACUUGGUGAACGUGGUGUUUACCAUUCCAGGGAUUAUAUUCAUUGACGUCAUUGGUCGACGACUGCUUUUGCUCUAUGGUGGUGUGGGUAUGGCGGUCAGUAACUUUGUUAUAGCCAUUGUUGGUGUCACGGUGCCACAUGCUGAACCGAGAGCGCUCGUAUCCAUUGUGUUUUCCUGCUGUUUCAUUGCAUGUUUUGCAUCACUGUGGGGUGGUGCUGUAUGGGCGCUUGCGCUGGACAUCUUUGGUAUCAGUAUUCGGCAGAAGGCGAUCUCGCUCACAGCUGCAACUAACUGGUUGGUCAACUUCAUUUUUGCAUACAUCACACCAUACUUGAUCGACACUGGGGCGCAUACAGCUGCGUUGGGAAACAAAAUCUUCUUCAUUUGGGGUGGGCUCAACACUGCAGGAGUGGUGUUUGUCUACUUCGUUGUCUACGAGACGAAAGGUCUCAAGUUGGAAGAGGUGGACUUCAUGUACGUCAAUUGUGCCAAUCCUCGUGAGUCCACUCAUUUCAAGAGCAGGGCAAUAAACUAUGACAAUUUGAUGUUAAGUGAAAGAGCCGUGCAGAGUGCAUUAUCUCCUCCGGAGUGGGACAAUCAACAAGAGAAGGCGCCAGGAAAACUACUGGCAGCAAGCGAUUCGUUGUCACCAGAAGGUGCACCACGUGAAGGUUUCUGGGAUAGCCAGUCUUCCAGUGCCAGUGCCAGUGGCCCCAGUGCACCCCGCGAAUCAUCGCACAUUAUGGUGGCGCCGCUUUCACCAACGUUGAGCACUACAUCAGGUUCAUCGGCCGCACUGGCUGGAUCCGCGACAGAUUAUCAGAAAUAUCUCGAGAGCUUGAGCAAGAAUGCGAGCAAAGGGCCCCAAGCGCCAUCUCUGGCUUCAACGUCGCUCGUGAGGAUGCCAGGUGCAUCUAAGCGAAACAGUUUAUCUAUGGUACGGCGUACUUCGUCGCAAUCGCAAACGGGUUUGUCAACCAACACAGACUCAUUUGGAUCGACGCCCGGAUUGGACAAGCUCAGUUUGUCACAAGCUGGUCAAAUGAAGAUUCUCGCAGCACCAUUCUUUGAUAACCCACCAAGCGAUUCUGACUCAGACUGA